AUGUCGGAAUUGGACCCCCAAGAGCAUAUCAGAAAACAGAGAAAUAUCUCGUCUAGCUAUGCUCUCUCCAAUAUUAUUCAGCAUGAGCCGCAUUUUGACGCAGUACUCCAGCUACUAUCUACCCGCUUAGAAGACUUUUGCAACUCUGACUGUCCAGUUAAGUUAGACCAAUGGUUUACUUUUUUCGCCUUUGACGCCGUAGGCGAGGUCAUUUUCUCUAAGUCUUUUAGCUUUCUCGAACACGGUAAGGAUAUCAGAGACGCUAUUGCUAAUCAGAGACUACUAGCGCCUUAUGCCGCGUUCUAUAACCUUACUCUAGGGAAUCCGCUUCUUAGCCGGUUAGGGAUCCAGCCUUCUUCCCACAUUUUUGAGACCUGUAUUGAGGCUAUUAAUACCCGAAAGCAAAACCCCGCAACGCGAAAUGAUAUAAUAUAG
Molecule: messenger RNA, 435 nt
Organism: Penicillium daleae
Lineage: Eukaryota; Fungi; Ascomycota; Eurotiomycetes; Eurotiales; Aspergillaceae
Product: benzoate 4-monooxygenase cytochrome P450
Exons: 2
Coding region: 1-435 (144 amino acids)
Molecular function (GO): heme binding; oxidoreductase activity, acting on paired donors, with incorporation or reduction of molecular oxygen; monooxygenase activity
Source: RefSeq, a predicted model, not a curated record